Symbiodinium sp. CCMP2592 is the source of this 546-nucleotide messenger RNA. NCBI's taxonomy places the organism in Eukaryota, Dinophyceae, Suessiales, Symbiodiniaceae. The record is from the annotation of a GenBank genome assembly.
AUGGGUGAGCCAUUUUCCUUUGACUGGAAGGGCAGCUUGACGCCAGAGCGGAAAGGCGGCCCAGACAGUUCGUGGCGUUUGGAUUGGAAAGCGAGCUUGAUUCCUGUGCAACCACUUGAGGUCAAAAACACUUUCGUGCACGUUCCAGAGGAGGACGAGUUUGCAUCAUCUGCCUCCCGAAGCCGCAGAACAGCUUCGUCUCCACCUGAUCUGAGGACGCCAGUGCAGAUUGAAGGAGAUGGAAAGGAGGAGGACGAAACGGGAGCCUCGUGCUCCACGGAAGCUCCGACCCUCCAGGAGGCCGCGGCCACGGGGCCCGCCGCAUCCGCCGACUCCAACCAGGCCUCAGCUCAUGAUGUCGGCAGUUGUCGACCAUGUGCGUACUUCCGCAUCAAGGCAGACGGUUGCCAGAAAGGCGACGCCUGCGAAUUCUGCCACCUUUGCACGCUGGAAGAUGUGCGAGCAAAGCAGACACUGUACAAGCGGCAGGCUCGGGCGCAGAAGCGAGCUACUGCAAGUAAAGCUAGAGCGCCCCCGAGCACUUGA